This is a messenger RNA of Pteropus alecto (black flying fox), 3301 nucleotides long. It is a transcript of the gene PECAM1, whose product is annotated as platelet and endothelial cell adhesion molecule 1. Lineage: Eukaryota; Metazoa; Chordata; Mammalia; Chiroptera; Pteropodidae. The record is from RefSeq and is a predicted model, not a curated record. Gene Ontology annotation, biological process: cell surface receptor signaling pathway. The coding region runs from base 157 to 2319 and encodes 720 amino acids. The transcript is spliced from 15 exons. Gene Ontology annotation, molecular function: transmembrane signaling receptor activity.
CACCAGAGCUGCUCUCUGCUGCACUAGGAGUUACCAGAGCGGUAUUUCUUGCUUUUCACAGGGCAGGUUUCUCAUUUGUGGUGCCUGGGAAGUGUCUUCUGGCCCAGGGGCUUGGCCCGAAGGCAGAACUAACUGUCUGAAGUCUUCACUCUCAGGAUGCAGCCAGAGUGGGUCCAAGGGAGCACGAUGUGGCUCAGAGUCCUGCUGACACUUCUGCUCUGUUCAAGCCUUGAAGGUCAAGAAAACUCCUUCACCAUCAACAGCAUCCACAUGGAAAUCCUGCCAGCACAGACGGUGCAAAAUGGGGAGAACCUGACCCUGACGUGCAUCGUGGAUAUCAGCACCACCUCGCACACCAUGCCUCAGCACUGGAUUCUCUUCUAUAAGGAUGACGUGCUGUUUCACAAUGUCUCCUCCAUGAAGAGUGCAGAGAGUCAUUUCAUUCCCCAGGCCCGGGUCUACAACGCAGGGAUAUACAGAUGCACUGUGAUUCUGAACAACAAGGAGAAAACCACUACGGAGUACGAGGUGUUCGUGAAAGGAGUGUCCUGUCCCACAGUGACGCUGAACAAGAAGGAGGCGAUCGAAGGUGGGAAUGUGAUGGUCAAUUGUUCUGUCCCAGAGGAAAAGGCCCCAAUACUUUUCACAAUUGAAAAAUUUGAACUAGAUAUCAAAGCUGUCAGGCAAAAAAGAGAAAAAACUUCUCAGAACAAGAAUUUUGUGAUGCUGGAAUUCACAGUCGAGGAACAGGACCGUGUGAUAUUCUUCCAAUGUCAAGCUACCAUUAUUUCCGGGAAAAAUGUGGAGACCUCUGAACACGCCAGGAGCGAGCUGGUCACCGUGAGGGAAUCCUUCUCUAUUCCCAAGUUCCACAUCAGCCCCAAGGGAAUGAUCACAGAAGGAGAUCAACUGCACAUUCAGUGCACCAUUCAAGUGACGCACAUGGCCCCGGCGUUUCCAGAAAUUAUAAUCCAGAAGGAUAAGGUGAUUGUAGCGCACAACAGGCACAGCAAUGAGGCCACCUACUCAGUGAUGGCCAUGGUGGAGCACAAUGGCAACUACACGUGCAAAGUGGAAACCAGCCGGAUAUCCAAGGUCAGCAGCAUCAUGGUCAACAUAACAGAGUUAUUUUCCAAGCCAAAGCUGGAAUCUUCUGCCAUACGUCUGGACCAGGGUGAAAGCCUGGACCUGUGGUGCAAUGUCCCAGGAGCACCUCCAGCCAACUUCACCAUCCAGAAGGAAGACACGAUCCUGUCGCAGGCUCAAAAUUUCACCAAGAAAGUCUCAGCAUGGGACAGCGGGACAUAUACUUGCAUCGCAGGAAUUGGCAAGGUGGUCAAGAAAAGCAACACGGUGCAGAUAACUGUGUGUGAAAAGCUCUCCAAGCCCAAGAUUUUUUAUGACACCAAGUCCGAGGUGAUAAAAGGACACACCGUGAAAGUCAGUUGCCAAACCACAAAUGGAACCCCGCCUAUUUCAUAUCACCUUUUAAAAGCAAAUAACAUUUUGGAUAGUCGUAACAUGGACUCACAUGAGCCUGCAGUAUUCAGAGAUAACCCAACAGAAGACGCAGAAUAUCAGUGCAUCGUGGAUAAUUGCCAUUCCCACACUGAAAUGAUCACUGAACUUCUGCCUCUCAAGGUGGUAGCCCCGGUAGAGGAGAUCAAGCUCUCUAUCCUGUUGAAUGAGAUGGUGGAGUCUGGGGAAGACAUCGUGCUUCUAUGCUCUGUGAAGAAAGCAUCUUUCCCAAUCACCUAUAAGUUUUACAGAGAAAAGGAGGUCAAGCCCUUCCACCAAAUCAUCUUGAAUGAAACCAAUGCCAUUUGGCUCAAUCCACAGGCUAGCAAGAAGCAUGAGGGACAGUAUUACUGCACGGCCUCCAACAGAGCCAACCCUACCAAAAAUGUCCCCCAAAGCAACAUAUUGACAGUCAGAGUCUUUCUUGCCCCAUGGAAGAAAGGACUUAUUGCAUUGGUUGUCAUCGGAGUGAUAAUUGCUAUCUUGGUCCUUGGGGCCAGAUGCUAUUUUCUGAAGAAAGCCAAGGCCAAGCAGAUGCCAGUGGAGAUGUCCAGGCCGGCAGUACCACUUCUGACCUCCAGCAAUGAGAAGGUGUUGUCAGAUGCCAGUACUGAAGCCAACAGACCUUACGGUUACAAUGAAGACAUUGGAAACCAUGCGAUGAAACCAAUGAAUGAAAAUAAAGAGCCUCUGACCUUGGACGUGGAGUACACAGAAGUGGAAGUGACCUCUUUGGAGCCUCACGAAGAUUUCAUGGGAAACAGAUAUUCUAGAACGGAAGGCUCCCUUGAUGGAACUUAGAACUGCGAGAGCGGACCCUGCUCCACGGAGGGACAUCUACAUUCCAAGAAGAGCAGAUGAUUCUCGAUUCCCAGAGCUCUGUGCACUUAUUUCUGAACCUGCCUUGCUCCCACUGAACGUAGCCGUUCCUCAGACCAAGUCACCAGUUCUUAAAGACGUCUCACUGCAUUUACGCUGGGUGUAAAGAGAUCCAGAGGGGCUGGCUAAUCUCCCACACAGCCCACCUCCCACCGAGUGGGAGCAUCCUUGUGAGUGGAGAGCAGCAGAAGGAGGUUCAGAGUCAGCAGGCCACUGGAAUAUUUUGAAACUUGAAUAUUUUGUCUUGUAAAGAGACCAAGAACUUUUCCAAGUACCUUCAUACGCAGAAGCCUGUUUUUUUUUUUUGUUUUUGUUUCUAUUUUGCAGUCAACCACACUAGCAAAUGGCCUGGCUUAGGGGCGAGUUUUUCUCUUUGUCUUUGGUCCGUCAAAGGCCUGUGGUUCUGCAUAUUCCUUGUUCUUUGGAAGUGCACAGCACUGACCAGACAGCUGCACUCUGUCCCCUUUAUGACCUUGCCCACCACAGAUGGGAAAACAAAGCUGCUUGGGAGCGACCCUAUUGAAAUGUCAACUUGAAGACAAGGUUCAUUCCGGGCAAUGCACAAAAUAGAAAAUGAAGUUAAACAAGGCACAGAUGUUCUUGAGCUGUUUUUUUAUACUCUUUCUUUUCCUCUACCAUGCUGAAGGCUGAAAGUCAGGAAGAUAGUUGCCUCCAGCAAAUAUUAUUUUUAAUAGAAAAAUGAAUGCAUAUUUUUCUCACUAAUUUUUUUUUUUUAUUUAUUCCUUGCUAAAGAAAUAGUCUCCUGAGGUCUUAAGAUGUUUCCGAUGGUGUCUUUAGUGAGUGGACGAGGGGCUUUGGCCAUUUUGCAAUGGAAUUUCACUAAUGGGCACACCUAACCGAGACUGCUCCCUCCAGCCACUUCAGUGACAAAGCUGCAGGGACC